Musa acuminata subsp. malaccensis (wild Malaysian banana) is the source of this 567-nucleotide messenger RNA. Its product is annotated as large ribosomal subunit protein eL43z. The record is from RefSeq and is a predicted model, not a curated record. NCBI's taxonomy places the organism in Eukaryota, Viridiplantae, Streptophyta, Magnoliopsida, Zingiberales, Musaceae. Gene Ontology annotation, cellular component: ribosome. Gene Ontology annotation, biological process: translation. Gene Ontology annotation, molecular function: structural constituent of ribosome.
AGGGUUUGGCCAUAAAUCGGAAGCGGCCGCGAGGGGUGUGGGGCGUUAGUUUCGUCGUUAGGGUUUCUCGCGGAAGCGAAUAGGCCUCCGGUGUCUCGGCACGAUGACUAAGCGCACCAAGAAGGCUGGAAUUGUUGGAAAAUAUGGUACCAGAUAUGGUGCUAGUUUGCGCAAACAAAUUAAGAAAAUGGAAGUUUCACAACAUGCAAAGUAUUUCUGCGAGUUCUGUGGAAAGUAUGCUGUGAAAAGAAAAGCAGUGGGGAUCUGGGGAUGCAAGGAUUGUGGGAAGGUCAAGGCCGGUGGGGCCUAUACCUUGAACACCGCUAGUGCUGUUACUGUGAGGAGCACCAUUCGUCGGUUGAGGGAACAAACUGAAGCGUGAUACACACAAACAGGUGUAGAAAUGCGUGCUCGACAAAGUUAAAUAGUUUGUGGCUUAGCCAUAUUCUUGAGGAGGGUUGAUGCUUUGGACAAUAUAUGUAUGUAGUCGAAUUUGUGUUAUCAUGAGGCAUUUGAAUUGCGAGGUUGCUUUGCUGCUUCAUUUGUAGUAAGGGCAGGGCUUGUUUC